Molecule: messenger RNA, 1853 nt
Organism: Episyrphus balteatus (marmalade hoverfly)
Lineage: Eukaryota; Metazoa; Arthropoda; Insecta; Diptera; Syrphidae
Exons: 5
Coding region: 118-1707 (529 amino acids)
Cellular component (GO): endomembrane system
Source: RefSeq, a predicted model, not a curated record
UGACGUUGACAGAUUGCCAAUUUGUCAUUUAUCCGCAUAUCUUUUUGUGAAUAAAAAUCUUUUUGGUGCUCUCAUGUUUAUUUAAAAAAAAUAAUUAAAAAUUGUAUAAAUAUAAACAUGAAAUCAUACAUAAUAUGCCUUUUUCUACUAGCCAUAACUUAUGGAGCUAAUGCCUGGGACAAAGAUGAACUAGAAAUCUUCGAUUUAGUCGAAGAAAUUAAUAAAAACUUCUAUGAAGUAAUGGGAAUUUCUCAGGAUGCAACUGGACAAGAAAUUAAACGAGCUUUUCGUAAUUUAUCCAUUGUCCUUCAUCCUGACAAAAACAAUGCCGAAGAUGCCAAUAUUCAAUUCAGAAAUUUGGUGUCCAUCUACGAAGUUCUCAAAGAUCCAUCAAAAAGAGAAAAAUACAACAAAGUAUUGAAGGAAGGACUGCCUAAUUGGAAAUCUGCACUCUAUUACUAUCGUCGAAUGCGUAAAGUGGGAUUGUAUGAAGGAGCAGCAAUUAUCUUUGUCAUCAUAUCUGUUGGACAGUAUUUGUUCUCUUGGGCAGCCUACUUAGAAAAGAAAUACACCGCUGAGCAAGUAUUUGGUUCCAGAUUGAAGAAACUUCAGAAGAAAAACAAGAAUAUUGAUCUAGAUGCCAUAUUAAACGAGAUACCACCUCCAUCAAUACUAAAUACAUUACCUUUUCAAAUACCAAUGUUCUUCUGGAAUCUCCCGACAACGAUCAAAUCAGGUGUAUUAAAGGCAAAUGAAAUGAAAGAAGCUGCUCUGGAAAAACGAAGAUUGGAAGCUGAAGAAAUCAAACGUCAACAAGAACUAGAAGAAGAAUUCGAGGAGAUGGCAAGAGCUAGAAAAGAGAAGAAGGAAAAUAUUCGCAAGCGGCGACAAGCCACAAAAGCUCCGGAAAAAACCGAUGCCGAUCUGGCUGGUUAUUCCCGUGUCGAAGCAAGGGAAUUUAACGAAAAUGACGCUGUCAAGCCUGUCACACAAAAGACAACUCCACUAAGUGGUGGUUUCUGGACUGAUGAAGAUCUGGCCGAGUUGAUACGUUUGGUAAAGAAAUAUCCUGGCGGAGCUGGCAGUAGAUGGGAAACCAUUGCUGAGACAAUGAAUCGCUCUGUCCAAGAGGUUACAUUUAUGGCAGCCAAAAUGAAAGAAAACGGCUAUCGAAUUCCUGGUCAAACAGACAGUGUGGCCGAGAAUAUAGUCCAAGAUGUGGCUUUGAAAAAAGAAAAAUUGAAAAAAAACGAUAAAACUAUUCUGAUUCCAGAAAAGAAUUGGUCUCAAGAACAACAACGCGCCUUAGAAAAUGCCAUAGUGAAAUAUCGCAAAGCAGCAGGAUCAGAUCGUUGGCAAAAAAUUGCCAACUGUGUUCCGGAGAAGACAAAGGAAGAAUGUCUCCUGCGGUAUAAACAUUUGUGUGAUUUGGUUAAAUCACAAAAAUCUAAGGCAGCCGAUGAUGAAGAGAAGAAUGAGGAAGAUGAAGAAGAUAAGGGAACUGAAACAACAGCAAAUCGUGUCGAAGAUCUUCAAGAUGACGAUAAUGCUCAGGCAGAUGUUGAAGAGGAAGAAGAACAAGAUGAAUUAAAGCACACAGAUGAGGAACAAACUAAAUCCAAGGGAAAGAAGCGCAACAAGCGAAAAGAGAGGAGACGAAGAAGAGAAUAUUCGAGUGAUGAAGAUUCGGAUGAUGAAGGUAUCUAAGAAAAAAGUCAUAUAGUUAGGUAGUAUUUAUCAGCAACUUGAUAUAUUGUAUAGUUUAGCAUUGUCCAACGUUCUAGAUUUGUUUUUAUAUAUAAAUGUAUAGAUGUGUAGCUUACAAUAAUAAAAUCGCCCAAUAUAAAUAAUAA